This is a messenger RNA of Astrephomene gubernaculifera, 1241 nucleotides long. NCBI's taxonomy places the organism in Eukaryota, Viridiplantae, Chlorophyta, Chlorophyceae, Chlamydomonadales, Astrephomenaceae. The record is from the annotation of a GenBank genome assembly.
GCGUACCAACGGGUGGACCACCGCUGCCGCCCACUGACCUCUUCGUCGACGAUCUCGACGGCGGAGCCGCGGCCGCCGGCCUCGGCGCUGCCGGCGCCGCAGCCGUCGCGGGAACCCUCGGCGGCCGAGCGGCUCCAUUGUGGGCUAAGCUGCGACGCCUUCUGACCCAGAUGGCUGAAGCUGACGUGGCAUCUGAGCUGCAGCAGCAGAAUGGCGGCGGCAGCGGGACCAGUGGAGCGCUGCGGGUGGGCUGGAUGUUGCGCGACGCCGCGGCCGAGGCGGUGCUGCGGACUGACCCACGGGUUGAUCUGCCGCAAUGGCUGCUGGACAUGUUCUUGGUCCCUGCACCGCCUGCCGUCUCCGAUUCCGUCGCGCCCAUGACCGCCGGAAUGGGCUGCUCCGCCUGCGGCCCAGCCUCCCUGCUCAGCCUCUACCUGCGGCACGACCGCCUCGCCUCCGCAGUUGAGCUGGUUGUGGCUCAGGUGGAGCGGUGGAGUCGUACGGAUGUACGACAGAGGCGCCAACACAGCGCCGCUUGGAUGCCGUACCCGCAGUUGGAGCUGCUACACACCAAGCUCACCAUUGCUCAGCAGCUGGGUCAGGAGCGGUCCACCGCCCUCUUGGAGCACCUCAACACCGCCAUCGCCGCUCACCUCUCCCUGGUCUCAACCGACACGGAGCGGCUGCAGGAGCAGCAGCACCAGACACGGCAGAUUGCGGGAGGGGCGGCACAGCAGCAUCAUGGCAUGGGUGGGAUGGUGGAGGACAUGGGAGGUGCUGCGCCGUCGUCGCUCGUGUUGAUGACGCCUUUUGCGGCGGCGGUGUCGACGCCCAUGAUGACGCCGAUUGGGGGCGGAGCAUCGCUGUUUGGCGGCGUUUCAAUGGGACCCGGGUUGCGGCUGUUUGGAUGAGGCGGAGUGUUCGGAUGCGGCAAGGAAGGGGCAGCUCGUGAGGUGUGCAGGUGAAACUUAGCGCGUCGGCAUUUAGGGAUUUAAGGGAACCGAAGGGACCGUUGGUAGGGACCUUCUGUGGCAAGUUGGGUGAUGGGUAGGCGAAGGGGCGGUUGUGAGGUCAGGGCCUGACACAUCGGCGCCUAGGAUGAGGGGAGCAGGACAGAUUUGUUCAAGCGGGGUUGGACACGCAAAAAACAGGUCGUUGUAACCUGACCUCCUAGAUGCCGGUGCACAUGCUUUGGGGCUCAUAAGGCGCCCGGCAGGAGUGCAAGCCGCACACUGCUAUAC